UCAUCACCGGUCAAACCGCGGAGCACAAACACGCGUGUGGCAGAUGUUUGAGCUCAGCAUGGUUUCUGUGUGGUUCUUCCGGUAUGAGACGUGUGGAGGAGGCCCAUCUGUCACAGCUCUGCUAACCCUGUAAACAAAAUCCUGAGCUGUCAUUCACAACGGGCCCACGUCCUCUUUUUUUUUUAUCCUCGCUGGCUACUGCCCAGCACGGGUGACGGCAGAAUCCACCAGCAAAGUAAACACAAGGUGAAGAAGAGGCUGUCGCUCACGCAGCCUGCGGGAGACGUCUGUUUCUACAAGUCCUCUCGUCAGUGAGAGUGGGAGGUACACAUCACUUCAGGUGGCCUUGUCUGUUUCGACAGAUUGAUCGCAGGCUGUUGUUUUUAUUAUAAGAAUUGUCAACCCAGGGAUCAAAUAUCGAUCCGCACAUGAUGGAUCACUGGAGUAUGAAUCUGAGCACAGCAGCGUUUUAAAGGUUAAUGACCUCUGACCUUGUUUCUGACCCCGUUCGUAUCUCAAUCCUGAUUCUCACUCAGCACGAGCUGACCUCUGAUCAGCAAGAAAUCAACACAGUCUCUCAACUAAGCACUUCCUCACAUCCGCAGGGUGAAGUGCUAAUCACGGCGUGGUGGGUUUUUGCCACAGCGACAAAAAGUGGCAUCCUGUAAUAACCAUUAACAUAUCAUAAAAACUAACGCCUAUAUAAUCAUUACAGCAGCAGUAAGACGUCACCUGUUUUUUACACAUUUACAAAUACUAGAUAAUCACAAUAGAUUUGCAGUGACUGACAUGUUCUGCAAACCAAAUAUCGACUCUCUGAUGUAGCGAUGACUAUAUGAAUAUAUUAGACUCAGUCUUUUCUCCAGAAUGUUGUAAAUAUUCUUAUUUUGUUGAUCAUCAAUUCCACUUCUGUCCGUCCAGGGAGAUUGGUCCCUCACUUGCGUCUCUCCCUGAGGUCUCUCGUCUCUCCCCCUUCAAAAGUAAUACGAUAGAAUUUUAUUAAUUUGAUUGAUAUGUUAAAAUUAAUAUUUGUUGCCGUACAGUAUUUAUUUUCACGCUCUUCCCUGACCCAUUCUGCAUCCUCAGUAAUCCAUCCAGUCAUUUUUGUGUAAUUUCUGCUCACUAACAAACCAACGCAGACGAAAACUGGUAAAAUGGUCGGAGCUUUAAUUUGAUUAUUCAAGUACCUGUAGAAAUUGAGGAAAGUAAGAUCAAUAAAACCUUUGAAAGGUGGCUGAUGACAAAUAACUGAUCCCCUCUUUAAAUUAGAGAUUUGAAUAAGAGGGAAACCGCAAACUUAAAGCUGAAAUACCCACAAUCCAUUUGGUUUGUGCACCUAUGAACAGAAAAUAUAAACUUGGAAAUGUAAUCGUUGUUAUAAUCUGAUUGUUUUGAUGAUCCUGUGUGAUUUGUUUUGCCCAAAAUCCAAGCCACUGGUUUUCUUUGUAUUAAGGGAACAUGUCGUGCUGACGUGUGAAAAUAAAGAGAUCAGGGGUCAAGUCAACCACAAUGUAUUGAUCUCACGCUCGGUGCAAACCUGCAGUCUGACUAUUCUAUUUAUAUGCACACCUGCAGGCAGCUGAGCAGAGAGACAGGCUGAGUAACGCAGAAUUAGAUAUUAUGUCGGCGGUUUUCGAUGGUUUCACUCGUUGUUUUUAAUUCCAAAGCAACACAAAAAGAUUUAAAUCUCUCGACUUCUUUUGUUGUUGUUAAAAUUCAUGUCACAAAAAUAUAAUAACAUUUUCAUGACAUCCUCAUUUUGAUUAAUGCGUGUGUUUUUCAUGGGACUUUUAUCAACGGUGUUACGGACAGAUUUGAUUAUUAUUGCUAACCAAUAAUAACUUUUCCGGAUAAAUAAGACAGGUUAGGUAGUAUUAAUUUAUUAGCUUCUGAUGCAUCUUUAACAUUGAAAAUGUAUCUAAAAUAAUUCUAAUAAGUCUAAUCUCUGAGUUUUUCAGUGGCUAAAAGCAGAUGAUAAAGAGUUUUAAAUAUCAGGUCUAAAAGCCUCACACCACAGUAUCUUCAGCUGUGGCUCUGAGACGACUCCUACCAAUCAAAUAGUUAUUUAACACAUGAAGCUGAGCUCCUCUCCUGAACUCAGGUGUUAGAGCAGGUACAAGCUCAGAGUGAAAUACCAGGUAUACCCACAAGGAUUCAGAUCACACUUGUCUGUUGAAGGUCAGUUGCUUCUACGUAAGAUCACUGGUUUCGAAUGCGAAGUGGAAAGCUUUCAGGACUGUCUCCGUCACGAGGCCGAGGUCACGAGGUGCCAGUAAAGAUCCGGUCUAGAAGACAACACAACAUUUAUUGUGUUGCUCUGUUUGUGCACGGAGCGCUACUCGGUUUAAUUUUGAUCCGGCAUUAACACACAUGUUAUUGAGAUGUGUUGUGAGCCUGUUUUUCCACGUAUGAUUAGAUAAGUAGAGCUAUAAAAGAAAAAACACAUUAAAAGAAAUUGGGCUCCGAUUGCAUGAACUAGAUAAUUAACAGAUUAACCAACAUUUAAAUUGCAACUCUAACAUCAAGGGCAUUAAUUACUUCUCUUGAGAUUGACUCUGAUUCAUGAUCAGUGGUAGGUUGGUGCUUUUCGAGGAUCAGCAUCUUUCCCCCCCCUCUGCUUGAAUGACUUUGUUAAACAGCCACGGGCCCUUCGAGGCAUUUUGUCGGCUGCCUAAAACUGCAGUAACUGAUUACUCCGCUCACAUGAAAGCAUCUUCUCCAAGCGAUCCCAUUUGUGGCUCUGAAGCUUGCGUUCUGCGCUCUGAUACCUCGGUUAGGUAAUACGCCGGCGCUGAGAGUUAUAUUGGAGGUGACACCCCAUCAGGCCUAUAAAUAGCUCUGCACUUUUCCCCCAGGAGCCCAGCUGUAGCUUUCUCCAAGGCAUUUGAUCUCUAGUUUGUAGGGGACUGACAUCGCCCACUGCUGCUUUGUCUCCCCCGGCUCUCUCACUCCUGCACACACACUAGGAAAAACACACACUAAGAAAAACACACCCUCGGUGCUGUAGUGGCUUCAUUACCGCUGGAAUAGGAUAUGUGGAAAAUGCUUUCAUCAGCGGCGACGCUUUUAGGAGACAGUCACUUCAAAGAUAGUUGGCCUCAGGGUUUCCCUCAACUACAUUUAAUGAUGACUCACCUACUCACUUUGAAUACUCCACUGUGAUGGGCAGAAGCACGGCAGCGGGCUCGGAGGGAUGCAAAUUCUCUGACAGUGUGUCGCCCUUAAAUAAAUAAAACCAAGCACUUAAUUGGAAGGGAUGGGGAUGGGGAUACAGGACCAAGCAUAACACAAGCCUCAUAACAAGUUGGAGGAUGAAGUGAGUGCAAAACGAGAAAAGAUAGAGAAAAGCCCUGCAGGCUGCGUCUGACCCCAGUGAGUCACUGUCUACACACACUUCUCCAGGAGUGGGCAUGACUCAGUAACAAGCACGAGCAUCCAUAUUGACUACGUUCCUCCAAUUUGGAUCAGGUACCAUUUUAAUGCUCUACUAUAUUUUACUGGAGCUUUGUUUUCAUCGUGAAAUCAUUUUUCUUUGUUCCUCAAUGAUGCCUCAGGAUGAUAUAGUUGCACAUAAUAAACAGAAAGUUUGGGUUGCUGGUACUGAACCAUUUAUAAAGGCCUGUGGCUAAUGUUUAAUAAACAUAAUUUCAUAUGUACCACCACUGUUGGUACAUGAUUAGAUGUUGUGAUUUUAUUGCAAUGUGAUAUUGUUUUGACUCUGGUGAGCUACUUCAUUGCUUCAGCAAAAGUAUGGAGUGAAAAGAAAAUGAUAUUUACCGUAUUCAUUUUAUUUCUUCAUCGGCUAUUUUUUAGAAAAGGUCACAUUCUACCAUCAAUCCUCUCUCUGUAUAUUUUUGCAUCCCAAACACACAAUUCCAAUAACAAACAGUGAAUCUACAGUAGCCACCGGCCUAUAAAUAAUUCAUUUGGGGACAGGGAUCGUUUCGCCCCCUCUGCCUCUCCGGUGCGCCUGUGCACCUGGUGCCAUUUGGCCACGGCAGACACGUCUCCAAUUAUCCAAGAGCUCAUCCCCGGAUUUCUAUGCGCCCCUUUGCCUCCACAUCCACAUUGAUUCGAGCCAAGUCGAAUCAAUGCGGGCGACGCGAGAAACUCACGCGUGAAUAACUUAUAGUAUUCGGGGGGAUUGAUGCGUAUUUGCGCACAACACAAAUCAAACAACGCACGAGGAUUUGCUAGAAAUGCUCCAGUAUGUAGGAAGUAGGGACGGAAGUGUGUUUUGUGACUAAAGGACAAGUUGUUCCUGCAGCUCUGGGUGUGAUCAUUCACUCAAGUAGACUCGCUGCCUCUCCACCCGGGUCCUCCUCAGUCCAGCUCAGUAUGUGGCUGCUCAGUGAGCCGCCUGCUCGCUGUCUGAAUGGCCGCAGCUGCUGAAAGACGCGCCCCACACGCACAUCUCCACUUGGCCCCGCAGCUUUUCACUUUCCCCUGCACCUGACGCGCGCUGAUCGGCGGGUGUGAGUGGCGGCGGCCGCCCGCGUCCUCAGCACUCUGGACAGCGCUCGUCGUGGGAAGUUGGAGAGGACGCGGCGGUGCGCACGGAUCUAAGUGGAAUGAAUAGUUGGAGCCGCUGGAGAAGAGGUGCGCGACGCGCGGCCAUGGUUGUUUCCAAGUGCUCAUUGUCCACAACAGGCGCAGGUAACCCGAGGGUGGACGCUCUGGAGUGAGACAUGGACUUUGCUGACAUUAUCUUCGCUUUGUUCAUCGUCGUGGUCGCGGUCGUGUCGCUGUUGUCCAACUUGUUGGUGCUGCUAUGUUUCGUGCACAGCACCGAGAUACGCCGGCAGGUGCCCGGUGUCUUCACCAUGAACUUGUCUUUCUGCAACAUCCUCAUCACUGUGCUCAACAUGCCGGCCACUCUGGUGGGGAUCGUCCGGAACCAGCAGCCUUUCGGGGACUGCGUUUGCCACACGGUGAGCUUCCUGGAGACUUUCCUCACCGCCAACACCAUGCUGAGCAUGGCCGCCCUCAGCAUCGACCGCUGGAUCGCGGUGGUCUUCCCGCUCAGUUACUCCACUAAGAUGCGCUACAAGGACGCGCUGAUCAUGGUGUGCUACUCCUGGCUCCACUCCUUCACCUUCUCCCUCACGGCGCUGCUCUUCUCCUGGGUCGACUACAGCGAUGUGUACGCGUCGUGCACCCUGCAGCCGAGGGACCGGGGCAGCGACAGGAUUAAGUUCACAAUCUUCACAGUGGUUUUCCACGCCACCAGCUUCAUGCUGUCCCUGCUCAUCCUCUGCUUCACCUACCUGAAGGUGCUGAAAGUCGCCAGGUUCCACUGCAAGAGGAUUGACAUAAUCACCAUGCAGACUCUUUUCCUGCUGGUCGACAUUCACCCCAGCGUGAAGCAGAGAUGUUUAACAGAGCAAAAGAGGAGAAAGCAAAGAGCCACCAAGAAGAUCAGCAUCUUCAUCGGCUCAUUCAUCAUCUGCUUUGCUCCUUAUGUAAUUACAAGGUUGGCUGAGCUUCUACCUUUUGUGGACGUCAACCGCCACUGGGGAAUCAUCAGUAAGUGCCUCACAUACAGCAAGGCUGCGUCUGACCCCUUCGCCUACUCCCUCCUACGUCAGCAGUACAAGAAAGUCCUGGUUUCCGUCGUCAACAGGCUGCUCCGGCGCGACCUGUACCCUUCAUCUGGCCACAACAGCUCUCUAGACACAGAGAACGACUACUGUCUCCAGAGGAUCAGCUAAUGGCGAACGUGCGGACGUGACAGAUGCACACCACGCAGCGGGCCAAAAAACAGAAAGGCUGCCUCUUGGAGGAAGAGGAGGAUGGGCGGAGGCGAAGAAUUAGGGAGAGAGAGAGAGACGGAGUGGACAGGAUAUUAGAAGGAAGCGAAACAAGACUAGAUGGAGGGGACAGAUUGUGGGUUUGGGGGACAGAGCAAAAGAAGGAAGAUGGUGGGGGGGGAAGAUUGAACAGACAGUAAUGAGGGGGAGGAUGAACAGGCGAAGAAAUGGAGGGGAAGGCGAGAUGGGUGAGGGGGAAGACAGAUAGGGAGCGACAGGGAUGAUGUGGCCUCAGACAGUAUUGGUAAACAAGGGAUCUUUAAUUCAUCAACACACAGGAAAACUCCCCCACCCCCACGCAGAUUCACACACAGACAAAUCAAUUCCAUGAAACAGGGGUUCAAGAUGGAGAUGAAGGACCACGCUGCCGGAGACGUCUUGACUCUGAGAGGAAAGUGGCCCUUUGAGCUGGACCAACCACUUUGUAACGAAUCUUCUUCCUCCGUCCUCUGCCGCUAAAACCCGGGGACACUAUGUCGUCCCUGCUCCUGGAGACAGUAGCUUCACUGGACGGAUGUGCUCUUCGGCGUUGAGGCUCAGCUGCUGCACAUUGUUGCCAUUUUUCCGUAUUGACCGCGUUAGACUACUUUGCAGUGUCAUGUCAGUCACUGAAUAUUGAUGCACUUUGUCUAAUCCUCUCAGAGCUACUAUAGAUACAAGAGCCAAAGGCAAAUAACAUGUACACCACGAUGUUAAAGGACGCGGCUGGUGAGGUUCUUUGUUUUUCUUAUUGUCCACAAGGGUCAUGAGAAGAUAAAAAAAACGGACUUUGCCUCUCAGUGCUGUCAGAACUCUCCAGCCUGCCUGCUGCUCCAAGUCUUUAGAUAUAUGUUCUCAGCUGGACUCUGUACUUUAGGAGUAAAUAGUAUAUAUUUAGUUGCAGGUUAUUACAAGUUUGGUGCACAAGUAUUUAGGGUAGGAAGUCCUCAAACGUUUUACUUUAAGUAAAAGUACAAAUAAAUAGACAAAAAUCUACUCAAGUAAAAGUAACGUGUAACUUGGGUUAGGGUUAACUUGGCAAUACCGACAAUUGUAUUAUAGCACUUAAAGAAGAAAAAUAGCAAAUGUACACAUGUUAAUUAUAGUCAAUUUAAAGAUAGCCUAAAUGUGAAGCAAUCAUAAUCCAAAAGAAACAAACUUAAAUGAAAUACAACAGAAUCAAAACAUUUAAAUAAUACAAUAUAAUACAAUAAAAUAAGGGUAAGUAGAAUCCACAAUCCCAGUAAAAACACAUUUAAAACACAUAACCUUAGUGCAGUGCUCAAAGAGUAGACUAUGAAAAAUACACACAUUUUUCAUAAAUAUCAACACACCCGGUAUAAUGUGCAGUGGCCACAUUAUUUUAAACAAUAGGAAAGUGAACGGAUCCAUCAGGAUGAGCUCAUCUCUGGUUUGAAGUCUUCUCGUGUGUUUUUCGCUGACAGUAAUAAAAAACGCAGCCUCACCAGUCGUCCUUUAAAGUGUGUGUGUGUGUUAAAGUGUAACUGAAUGUACUAGAGAUAGUUCACUUUUACCGGGAAAAUGCAUUUGUACAACUGUGCUUUGUUCUGCCAGUUGACCGGAGAAAAACGUUUCUAAUGGAUAUUUACAUGAUGUUAUUCUAUAUUUUGCACUGUACAGGAACAAUGUUUUGUCUAUAGAUGAAGA
Hippoglossus stenolepis (Pacific halibut) is the source of this 7457-nucleotide messenger RNA. It is a transcript of the gene gpr78b, whose product is annotated as G protein-coupled receptor 78b. Gene Ontology annotation, cellular component: membrane. The record is from RefSeq and is a predicted model, not a curated record. Bases 4689 to 5711 code for a protein of 340 amino acids. Gene Ontology annotation, biological process: adenylate cyclase-activating G protein-coupled receptor signaling pathway. Gene Ontology annotation, molecular function: G protein-coupled receptor activity. The transcript is spliced from 3 exons. NCBI's taxonomy places the organism in Eukaryota, Metazoa, Chordata, Actinopteri, Pleuronectiformes, Pleuronectidae.